UUUACUAUGUUGUAACCAUGUUGACCCGGAAGUAGCUAGCCAGUUAUAGUGGAACGGAGCCCGCGGCUGUCCCUACCUCCUCCUUUCUCCUCCUGCUGCUCCUGCCUCCUCACCUGUCACAGGACUACAUCCUCUCACACAGAGACAUUAACAGACAGCAGUGCCAGCUACGCUGCGGGGGUGUACGGCUCGUUGUACCGCGGUCCAGUGUCAGGUUCACACAGUGAGAUGCCCAGAAAGGCGCGCUUCACCUGCAGAGCUCGAGACAGCUUGUGACUGAGUGCUGAGCAGCAUCCCGCGGUCCUCUUCAGCAGCCACCGGCGGGAGGUUUGAAAAGUCAGUGUCAUGACUGGGGCUGAGAAUGAGGAUGAUAUUCCAUUAGGUGAAAGGAAGACUGUCACAGAUUUCUGCUAUCUCCUGGACAAGUCCAAACAACUCUUCAAUGGGCUAAGAGACCUCCCUCAGUAUGGACACAAGCAGUGGCAGUCCUACUUUGGACGGACAUUUGACGUGUACACUAAGCUGUGGAAGUUCCAGCAGCAGCACAGGCAGGUUCUGGACACUCGGUAUGGCUUGAAGAGAUGGCAGAUUGGAGAGGUUGCUUCUAAAAUUGGACAGCUUUACUACCACUACUACCUUCGUACCUCAGAAACGAGUUACCUGAACGAGGCCUUUUCCUUCUACUCAGCCAUCCGCCAGCGCUCCUACUACUUCCAGGUUAACAAAGAGGACAGGCCGGAGUUAGUGGUGAAGAAGCUUCGAUAUUACGCUCGCUACAUAGUCGUCUGUUUACUGCUGAACAAGAUGGACCUAGUCAAAGUUUUGGUUAAGGAGUUGUCCGAGGAAAUUGAAGACUACACGCAGAGGUUUAACACAGAGGACCAGCUGGAAUGGAACCUGGUUCUACAGGAGGUGGCAGCUUUUGUAGAGGCAGAUCCAGUGGUAGUUCUGAACGACAACAGUUCUGUGGUUGUCACCAGCAACCGUCUGCAGGAGAGCAGUGUGCCCCCGCUGGAGCAAGGCAUGGUGGUGGGGCAGCUCGUGCUUGCAGAUGCACUCAUCAUCGGAAACUGUAACAACCAGGUGAAAUUCAGUGAGUUAACCAUCGAUAUGUUCCGCAUGCUUCAAGCUUUGGAGAGGGAGCCUGUAAAUCUGGCCACACAGACCUCCAAACAGGGAGCGCUGGAACCCAACGAGAAGCCAGCUAAAAGGGAAAACCCUCACAAGUAUCUGCUGUACAAGCCCACCUUCAGCCAGCUUUAUACCUUCCUGUCUGCCUCUUUUAAGGAAUUGCCUGCCAACAGCGUCCUGCUCGUGUACCUGUCAGCGACCGGAGUGUUCCCCACCGGAAAUUCAGACUAUGAAGGACCGUAUGAUUUUGGAGGAGUUCUCACCAACACAAAUCGAGAUGUGGUGAACGGAGAGACGGUGCAGAAGAGGAAUCAGGCCCAGAAAGAAAUGCACUGCCUUCAUCCAGGAGACUUAUUCCCUUUCACCCGGAAACCACUUUUUGUAAUUGUGGAUUCUACAAACAGCAAAUCUUACAAGCAUUUCACAAAUCUGUUUGGCCAGCCUCUGGUGUGCCUACUAUCUCCUACUGUGUAUCCUAAGAGUGUGCAAGAUCAGUGCCAGCGGGGCAGUCUGUUCACUCUGUUCCUGUACAGCCCGCUGCUGGCCUUCUCCUCGGUGUGCGGCCUGAGCAGCGUGCACCGCAGCCUCUGGGAGAGGGCACAGGAAUUCCUUCAUAAAGUCUACCGUGACAUCGGGCAAAUGAUAACUCGAUCGCGGACUAUAGAUCAAGCCUUUUUGCAAUUCUUUGGUGACGAGUUCCUCCGGCUGCUUCUGAUCCGCUUUGUGUUCUGCUCCGCUGCUCUGAGGCUGCAUAAACUCUUCCGGGAGGCCCAGAGUUUCCCGGAGUCGUACCCUGAGCUCCCUAAGCAGGACACAGUGGAGAGCAGUCUCCUACAGAAGCACAUUUUGGAGCUGGCCACCAUGCUGGACGUGCAGAGCUUAUUUUGGGAUGAUUCACUGGAAGCAUACUAACAUGUUGUUGUCGGGCAGAAUGGCACCAUGUACAGACUCACUGCCAGCGCCCUCACAGCUCUCUGUUUUUUCUUCUUUUUUUACAGGUAACUUUUUUUUAGCAUAAACACGUUAAUGUCUUGCAUCUAACUGUGUGAGCAAAUGUAGUGCAACAUUAAUCUUCACAAAGAAAGGCCAGAAAAUAUGACAUACUAUUUUGUUUUGACUCAGAAGCUUGUCUCAAAUCAAAAAGCAUCACAUAAGACUUAAGAGUGAACAAGUGAGAGGCUGCAGAAACAGUUCUACUCAUCAUUCCCCUUCAACAUGUAAAGUAACAAUCUGCAGCCUCUCACAGAUAAUUGUUGCCAGUCUUUUCUUUUUCUUCUAGUAUUUAUUCAUGUUUAUUAGAAUGGAGGUUGUGACAGCCUGUGUGACUGUACUUGUAGGCUGAGCAGAGAGAACAAAAGCCUUCACUCGGCAGUAAAAGUGAGCAACAAGAAUAAUGUCUGCACGUUAAUCGCACACAGGUUGCAAUUUAAAAAUAUUUCACCAAAAAUGGUUUCCUGGUACUUGCCAAACAGCUGUAAAACAGCUUCAAGUGUAGCAGGCGGGUGCAUGAGGUUCUGUUGUGUGUCGUAGCUCCCCAUUAUUGUAAAGAUAACACACAUUAACCAGCAUCCCAUCUAUUACCUUUAAUAGUCCGUUUUUAAACAGGGUUAUUGCUUUUCCACAUCACUGUGCUGUCUGCAUGCUGAAAGACACAGAGAGGUUUCUGUUUAGUUGUUUUAGUCCACCUCUGCCUUUGAGGAUACUAAAGGCUUGUAGGUUUAAGUGGCACAGGGUUGGGAGGUAAAUGGAGCCAGUGCAUGUGUUGCAUGCGCCUGUACAUUUCGUAGUAGUGCCAACAAAUGAAGACAAUCUAGAUGAAUAGCAGAGGGAAUGAAGGAAGUAGCAUGGUAUGCACACUGUCAUUUAUUCACCGUCAACAUGCACCUUCCUGUGGGUUUCUGACCCCACACAAGUGAGGAAGGCCUCCACUCUUCUUCCUCCUGCAGACAGGCUACUCUCCUGACCGUUCACUUUCCCCAUGCUGACACACGCUGCCAUCUUUCUCAGGAGGUGGUUCCAAAUAGCCAUUUUUUGAGGACAGGCAAAGCCAGUGUCUGCACUGAAAAACUGAAACGUUGACUUUAAUCAAGUGUUUUGUGUCAACAGAUUUCACAUAACUGUGGUUAGUUGAAAGCAAUAGUAUUAAGUUUAUAUUUUUAAAAAAUGGUUCAACUCGAUAUUAUUGCUUUCAACUAACUUAAUACAGUUAUGUGAAAUCUGUUGACAAAAAACACUUGAUUUAAGUCAACAUUUCAGUUUCUUCAGAGCACUGGAUCGUACAGAAACACUGCAGCGUCCAUCAGCCCGUCACAGUGGUACUGCAGGAAGUGUUGAGAUAGAGAGGGUAGUCAUUGGUUCUUCAAACUAAAUGUUGAGUGUGAUCACUGAGGACUGAAGUGGACCACAGGAAUCCUCUUGUCACACACUGAUACUGUUCUAUUCUUAAUUAUUGUCUCAAUUGAACAAGGACCAUACAUUAAAAUAAAAACAAUGAUCACAGAAAGAGUAGAUGAUUUGUCAGAUUGAGCUUUUAGCUCAUUUCCAUCUUCAGUCCGUGGGCUGGAACACGCGUAACAUUUGUGAAAUAGACUCUUUCACAACAACAAUUUUAAAGUGGACCAAAGCACAGAUCAACAUAUAAAUACCAGCACAUUUAUAAGUGCAUCUAAAAUGUUUUAAUACACAUUUUAACUGAAAAAACAAACUCACUGAUUCCCCUGGACUCUUACCUGGCCCAGCUCCUUUAUUAUAUCCCAUUCCUCUCCCUGACGCUUGUCUUCACUCAAAAUACAUCUGAGCGAAUUCUAAAGAUGUUUAUUGGCCACUGAUAUAAGAAAUAUCAAAUCCCAGAACGUUUGAGCAUAAAAUCUCAGACAAAAAGACAAAGCAGCCUUUCAUUCCCCUGCAUUUCAGUCGUCCGCUGUAAUGGCUUAAGUAACCCUGACCCACAGCAGCUCAUCACAGCACAGGAGAGCCCUCAGAGCUGUGCUUCGUAACUUCAGUCGUCAUUGCAAACCAUAAGAAUUUCCACAAUUACCAGAUCAUUUUAGACAUAAUAAAUACAUAAAUGAUUUGCAAAUAACACAUAAAGUAUGUAUUGCUGAUACUGUAGCCUUCGGAACCCUUUUCUAAAGAAGAGCCAGCCCAGCGAUGGCAGGUCUGUCAGCAUGGUUCUGUCCGUACUGUGAGUCUUAGAAAGACAUAUCAAGCAGGGACCGGAUUUACAGGAAGUUGAAGAUGUAGGUCAAGACAAGGAAUUUUAAAAAACUACUAGCAAACUUUCUGGACGACCCCUUGACCUCUAGUGCCAUUUCUAGGGCCAAAGUGUUGGUUUUGGUACCAGAUAUCUAAUACCUCCAUAUCAUUUCCAUUUAUCAUAAAAGAUAAGGAUGUUUUUUUGAAGUCCUAUUUCAUCAGUCCCCUCUCUGGAAACUUCUCCUACCCCACCUGUUCCUCAAGGUCUUUGUAGUUUUUAGACCAUUACUCUAAGUUACAUGCACAAAUGGAGGGAAUAGUGUGUUUUUUGAGGACUACUUUAAGAGGAGGAUUAAUACCACAGUGCUCUGGUGAGCGUUUGGUCAGCAGGACAGAGGAGGACGACGUUUCAGACACACAGACCACUGAUGAGAUUAAUAAUGAAUAACGCUUAUCCUUUAAAACUUCUCGUGUUUAGCUUGUAAUGGGUCUUAGAAUAGCUCAACGAUGUCUGUGUGUAACAUCUUUUCUCCAGCACUACUCAGUCUGCCAGCUAAGGCUUCUAAUUUUAGUUUGGAGAGUUUCUCAUGUUAAAUUACGAUCCACACCCUAACAUACACCGAAGCAGAAACGAGCUGGAGGCAGAGUGUAUGUUGGGUGAUUUCUGUAUGACAGCGACAGGUCAUGGAGUGAUGCUAACUGUGAGCGCAGCAGGAAGUAGCCACGUCCGCUGGUUGGGAUUUAUAUUUAUGGAUUUUCUGAAAUGUUAACAGAACGCUAUUUUUAAGUGUGUGCUAUAUUUAUUGACCUGUUCGCAGUAUGUGUACAGAUAAUGUAAAGCGAUGUUUGGCACAGAUGUGUUUGUUCAGUAUUUAGUAAGUCUAUAAAAUGUGUGAUGAAAUGAAGUUGAAUCUAAGGAGCAGCAAAAUGUCCGAGGCCAGUUUGUUCUUCGGCCACUUUUCUAAAUAUGUUACAUUCCAACUCUCAAAGGACUGGAAUACAGGCAGAGGAACACUGCUGCACUUUCUCCAUGUGACAUUAGUCUGGGGAAUCGAGCCGUUUCUACACUUAGUUCUUUUUUUAUUGUAAUAUCAACCUUCACAUUCCCUUGUGUUGACAGUUAUGAUGAUUAAUAUAUUGUAAGCUUGCACUUUAUUAAGUUGAAUAUUGUUAUGAUCUAGUUGUUGUGCUUUAAGGAAAAGAAAAAGAAUCCUUCCAUGUGAGCGUUCUUCAUGCCAGCCGUCUCACCGGGACCUUUUUUACAGUUUAACUCGUCUUCGUGAUUUCAAACAUUUCAUGAGCUGUCACUUUCACAGCCUCUGCCUGAACUGUGUCCAGCAUGUUGGCUGAUUUCCAAAAAGUUUUGAAUAUGCAGCAUUGACAUGUUGAGUUACAUGUGUGGAAGCAUCAGAAAUCCUGGUGCUGUAAAGCCAGCGGUGCUCUAAAACCAUGCAUAUCAUGUUUUAUACUCCAUUCUGAGGAAUAUAAACAAAGAAAUGUACAUCAAUCAGGACAGAAAAAAUAAGAAAUGUCAUUUAAACUGUCAGAUAUUGCAAGUUGACAAGUUUGUAUGUUAAGUCUCAAACACUUGUGUUUAUAUGUUUAUUACAUUUUAAUGAAUGGUGUGUUCCCUGAACUGGAAAAUAUUAAAUAUGUGUCCUAAAGGCACAAAAUAAGCAUUAUUUAAUGGAAAAUAUCCCAAACAGUGGAGUGAGACUGUACUCUGAUCAUUGAUAUGACGAUAAAGGUUUCUGUUGACACCGUA
Messenger RNA from Eleginops maclovinus (Patagonian blennie), 6091 nucleotides. It is a transcript of the gene scai, whose product is annotated as suppressor of cancer cell invasion. The transcript is spliced from 17 exons. Gene Ontology annotation, biological process: DNA-templated transcription. The record is from RefSeq and is a predicted model, not a curated record. NCBI's taxonomy places the organism in Eukaryota, Metazoa, Chordata, Actinopteri, Perciformes, Eleginopidae. Gene Ontology annotation, molecular function: transcription corepressor activity. Bases 346 to 2043 code for a protein of 565 amino acids. Gene Ontology annotation, cellular component: nucleus.